Thlaspi arvense is the source of this 396-nucleotide messenger RNA. Lineage: Eukaryota; Viridiplantae; Streptophyta; Magnoliopsida; Brassicales; Brassicaceae. The record is from the annotation of a GenBank genome assembly.
AUGGCAAAGAGCAAAGACGGUUCGCUACUAAACCGGUUGAGACAAGCUGUGAAUAAAGUGAGAUUCGUGUUAAAUUUCAAGAUAAACAGCCUAUGGGGUCUCGUGCCGAUGCUUGGGUCUUCCUCUUCUUCUUCGUCUCUUCGGUUUAGUUUUAAUGAUAGACUCGGUUUAGCAGCUGCUUGUACGGAGGAGAAUGAACCGGACUCAACCGGUUCUUCAAGAGGAGCGUUGUAUAGAGCCGGGAGCUAUGAUCCAUCUUCAGACGAAGACAUAGACAACAAAGCUGAGAUGUUCAUAGCUAAUUUCUACAAGCAGCUUAAGAUUGAGAGACAAAUCUCUUUGGAACUUAAAUAUUGCUUGGGUAAUAAUCAGAGUUUCAACUACAGGUCGCCUUAG